UCCAAACAUGGUGCUAAUUAGGAGAUUGCUCCCGUACACAGCUAUUAAUUUUAUACCCGAGGGCAUACAGGAGCAAAAAUCCCUCCCGGAAGAGGUGUCCUACCUCAGUCCUCCGUGCACUGUAAGUUCUGGUUCGGGCAAACCCGGUCCGAACAAAACCCCACGAACGUCCCCGCCCUACCCUCCGGUCCGUCGGCGCCUUGGAAGAAAUAGAAGAACGGCGGUGGAGAGAGGGCGAGCCACGGAGCAAGGAGCCUGCGCAUCCUGCGAGAAAGAAAAGAUGGUGAGCAAGAGGCAGAAGUUGGCCCAGAAGCGAUUCAAGGAGGCGAAUCCCCACCUCUUCCCCAAGCCCCCUCAGGACCCCUCCUCCAGUUCUAAGGAAAAGAAGAACAAGAAGAAUAAGAAUCUCAAAACCCUAAAGAGGAAGACCAUGGCCAAGAAGAAGAGUGGGUCCGCUCUGAGGAAGCACCCGCUCCGAGUCCCCGGGAUGCGUCCAGGGGAGAGCUGCUUCAUCUGCAAGUCCAACGAUCACAUCGCCAAGCUCUGUCCCGAGAAAGCCCAAUGGGAAAAGAACAAG
Elaeis guineensis (African oil palm) is the source of this 577-nucleotide messenger RNA. NCBI's taxonomy places the organism in Eukaryota, Viridiplantae, Streptophyta, Magnoliopsida, Arecales, Arecaceae. The record is from RefSeq and is a predicted model, not a curated record.